Molecule: messenger RNA, 420 nt
Organism: Rotaria sp. Silwood2
Lineage: Eukaryota; Metazoa; Rotifera; Eurotatoria; Philodinida; Philodinidae
Source: the annotation of a GenBank genome assembly
AUGAAAUGGACACGUACAAGUAAUGGAACUCAUGGUAUCAUUCGUCUUGCCAUUGAUUUUACUGAUGGAAAACCAAAACCGACAGCUGUUACUGCUUAUCAAGCUCGUACUAGUGAUACUUUAAGACGUGAUUUUCGUCUAUCUAAACUUGAUCGAACUAAUGGCAGAGUUGUUCGUAAUCCUGUUACUUGGGCAAAUACAGGUGUUCAAUUUGAAGUAGGACAAAUAGGUUCAACUGCUUCGUAUUCCGUAACAAUACCUAUCCCGAUAGACGACUAUUGGAUCGCAACUUUUCUUCAGGCUACAUUUCCUGGAAGUCAAGGCAUAAGAAUGGUUUUGACGACAGAAACCCUUAUUUUACCAAAUACGUAUCCGACACCAGAAUGUCAUGAUCAAGAAUGUUAUGGUCAACUUGUUUAG